Molecule: messenger RNA, 2381 nt
Organism: Varanus komodoensis (Komodo dragon)
Lineage: Eukaryota; Metazoa; Chordata; Lepidosauria; Squamata; Varanidae
Product: killer cell lectin-like receptor subfamily G member 2
Exons: 10
Coding region: 473-1651 (392 amino acids)
Source: RefSeq, a predicted model, not a curated record
CCACAUGCAUCUAAUGCAGCAAUCAGCAAAAGGUUGGAGAGCACCUUGAUUUCUCACAAGUUUUCUUGGAUGUCCUAGAUGUGGAAUUGCACCUGGGUCACCAUUACAAUGGGACUGCAGUUCACUCUGGUAAUUCACUCAAGGGGGACCCACAUGCCCUGUCUGUAGUGUGUGUGUGUGUGUGUGGGUGUGUAGGAGGUUCCUUUUGCCUCCCAUGAUGGUGGGUAGAGGGAAUGAGGAACGGCUUCAGAUGGCCAGGAAUGGGGCAAUUUCAGCAUUGCAAAGGCAUCACUGAGCUAGCAUGCACGGUCAGUUCCAAUGAAACCAUGGGACGGAUGAAUUUUGUACUUGCGGACUGCAACAGAUUACCUUCUCCCACCAAAACCGUCUUUGGAGAGGCCCUCAGUAGAAAACAUGGCCUGGUCCGAUUCAUUCCAUUUCUCUUCAUGCUUCUUGAUCAGGAUGCCAUGAAAUGCUCUGUAACCCUCUGUAUUCUUCUGCUGUAGUGGGCCGAGGUGAACAACCAACCUGUGAUUGUAAAUCCGCAGCAGCCUCUAAUUUGACGUGCCACGGCGCUUGGACUUUGCAUCAAGGUCGAUGCUACUAUUUUUCAAAGGCAGAGAAAAAUUGGACUGCUAGUCAAAACUUUUGUUCUUCACAUAAUGCCACCCUGGCUAUAAUUGAAAAUGAGGAAAAGGAUUUUGUGAUGCGCCUCAAAGGCAAAGACAUCUUUUGGAUUGGUCUCCGGAGAGAUCCUAGUGAGCAAUGGAAGGGGCCAAAUGGUGAAAAUGCAACGUUGGAGGUCCUUGGAAAGGGAGGAGAUUGUGCGUAUUUAAAUGAUGAAGCCAAAGCGAGCUCUGCACGAUGCAGCAUUGAACACCAGUGGAUCUGCAUCAAAGCUGGUCUUUUUCAUCCGACUCUUCCUUCUCUGCCCUUGGACAGUGGAGAUAUCUGUAGUCCUGUGGAAAGAGAUGAUAUGCAACCCCGGGGCAAUGUGAUUCGUCAGAACAGACAAGGUGUCCCUGGUGCCUUACCCAGAGCAGCAAGACUCCAAGAAAGGCAAGGAAUGGCUGUUCCAGAAGGACUCAUUCCCAGAGUUCAAUGGUUGGGGAGAUUUCUUAUCUGGCUUUUGAUAAGUUUUCCGAUCAUCAUACUUAUAGUGUGGAUAGUAUGGGGAAGCCUUAACCCUCAGGAAACCUCCUCCAAUGUGGAUAUCUCUAAUUUGCCUGAUCAUGCGUGUCCAAGUGGCUGGAUCUACUAUUUAGGAAAAUGCUAUUUUUUCUCAGAGGAAGAAAGGAACUGGUCUGACAGUCAACAAUUUUGUGAUUCUCAAGAUGCCACUUUAGCUCUGAUAAAAACUGAGCCAGAAAAGGCAUUCGUUCUGCGUUAUAUGGGCACUGUCGGUCACUGGAUUGGUCUGGCCAAGGAUUCUGGCCAAGCCUGGAAAUGGGUAGAUGGGACAGAAUUCAAGAACACGUUGAAGGUGAGAGGAGAAAAUGGAGACUGUGCAUACCUGAGUCCUCCCAACUUUGCCAUACCUUCACCUUGCCAUGUAGCAAGGAAGUGGAUCUGCAGCCACCUUAAUGCUUAUAGAAGGAACAUGCCUUGUUUAGAGGAGAUGGAAACCAUUGAUAAGCACAUACAUGAAUAGAUGGCCUCAGGUUGGGAGAUAUUAUAGCAUUCUUCAAGUAUCUGAAAGGCUGUCACUAAGAGGCAGGACAGGAUCUUUUCUAGGUUAUUCCAGAGUGCAGGACACAGAAUAAUGGAAUCAAGUUAAAAGAACCCAAAUUUAGACUAGACACCUAGAAGAACUUCCUGGCAGUCAGAACAGUGCAACAAUCAAACCUAUCACCUCGGGAAGUUGUGGGCUUUCCCUCACUGGACAGUCAUUUGAAUGGGGUAGUGUAAUUUGGUGUCCUGCAAUAGCAGGGAGUUGGACCCAAUGACCUUCUGCCCCCUUCCAGAAGAUCUGUGAUUCUAGGUCCUGGACUGCAAGGGCAACCAAGACUCUGUGCUUGUUUUUGCAUGUUAGAGUUAAAAAGUUAGUACAUAUUUUGGGCUGCUGGUAAUCUUUCAGGCUACAGAUCAGAAUGGAGCCAACAUUUUGUUCAGAUUGCGAUACUGGAUACCUUCCAACAGUUGCUUUCUCAUAUACCCAAUGAUUGCUGGAGAAGUCUCCUGUGAGUCCCUUGGACUGCAAAGCGAUCAAACUAGUCUCUCCUAGAGGAGAUCAAUCUGUUAGAGUGUCUAAAAUAGUUCUGUUGGCUGAAAAUAAUAUUCCUGAUAAACAUGAUGCAAUUUCUUUAAGAAUAUGUUGGUAAAAUAAUAGAAGUUUUAUAAAAAUUCAUUACAAUAAUAAAGAUUUGGGGUUUUGCAUUGUA